AUGAGCGGCCGCGUUGGAGACCUUAGCCCCAAGCAGGCGGAGACCCUGGCCAAGUUCCGAGAAAAUGUCCAAGACGUGCUACCUGCACUUCCCAACCCUGAUGACUACUUCCUUCUGCGCUGGCUCCGAGCUCGGAACUUUGACCUGCAGAAAUCAGAGGCCAUGCUUCGAAAGUACAUGGAAUUCCGGAAGACCAUGGACAUUGAUCACAUCCUGGACUGGCAGCCUCCAGAGGCAAUCCAGAAGUACAUGCCAGGGGGCCUAUGUGGCUACGACCGAGAUGGCUGUCCCGUGUGGUACGACAUCAUCGGACCACUCGACCCUAAGGGCCUGCUCUUCUCCGCCACCAAGCAGGAUCUGCUCAAGACCAAGAUGAGGGACUGCGAACGCAUUCUUCACGAGUGUGAUCUGCAGACCGAGCGGCUCGGGAAGAAGAUCGAAACCAUUGUAAUGAUAUUCGACUGUGAGGGCUUGGGCUUGAAGCACUUCUGGAAACCUUUGGUGGAAGUGUACCAGGAGUUCUUUGGCCUCUUGGAAGAGAAUUACCCUGAGACCCUGAAGUUCAUGCUCAUCGUGAAAGCUACAAAACUCUUCCCUGUGGGCUACAACCUCAUGAAACCCUUCUUGAGUGAAGACACACGCAGGAAAAUCGUCGUGCUUGGAAGCAACUGGAAGGAAGGGUUGCUGAAACUAAUCAGCCCUGAGGAAUUGCCUGCCCAGUUUGGGGGAACCCUGACUGAUCCAGAUGGAAAUCCCAAAUGUUUGACCAAGAUCAACUAUGGUGGGGAGAUCCCCAAGUCCAUGUACGUGCGGGACCAGGUGAAGACCCAGUACGAGCACUCGGUGCAGAUCAGCCGCGGCUCCUCACACCAGGUGGAGUACGAGAUCUUGUUUCCAGGAUGUGUCCUCAGGUGGCAGUUUGCCUCGGAUGGGGCGGACAUCGGCUUUGGGGUUUUCCUGAAGACCAAGAUGGGGGAGCGGCAGCGGGCAGGCGAGAUGACAGAGGUGGUGGCCAGCCAACGCUACAACGCCCACAUGGUGCCCGAGGAUGGGAGCCUCACCUGCUCAGAGGCGGGUGUUUAUGUCCUGCGCUUUGACAACACCUACAGCUUUGUCCAUGCCAAGAAGGUCAGCUUCACGGUGGAGGUGCUGCUUCCAGAUGAAGGCAUGCAGAAAUAUGACAAGGAACUCACCCCCGUCUAG
Molecule: messenger RNA, 1203 nt
Organism: Elephantulus edwardii (Cape elephant shrew)
Lineage: Eukaryota; Metazoa; Chordata; Mammalia; Macroscelidea; Macroscelididae
Gene: SEC14L3
Product: SEC14-like 3 (S. cerevisiae)
Exons: 12
Coding region: 1-1203 (400 amino acids)
Cellular component (GO): nuclear speck; cytoplasm
Source: RefSeq, a predicted model, not a curated record